CUGAAAACUCAUUCAUCACGAGCUGUCCCGAUCGUGCUAACCGUUGGCUUUACGCGCUAACCAGCGACAUGUGUCAUGACUCAAUUAGUCGGUCGUAACAUCAGCCGUGCUGCUGUGUCUUUUUAGCCGUUAUAUUAGCUGAUGAAUAUUUCCAACUUGAAGGACACUUUCCUGCCUGUUGUACGGGGAACUGACGUCUCGUGUUAUGGGAGAGACACGGAGGUCAGAGGAGCGCUGGGCUGUCAACAGUAAUGUCCGAGUUAAACGAGCCUGCUGCCGUUUUGACAGCUGUAUUUUGAUAUUAUAGCACUGAUCAACUUAAAAUUACAACAUGCCCGGGAAACUGAAAGCCAAAAUUGUGGCAGGGCGCCACUUGCCUGUGAUGGACAGAGCCAGUGACCUUACUGAUGCUUUUGUAGAGGUCAAGUUUGGAAACACAACUUUCAAAACCGACGUCUGUCCCAAAUCCCUCAAUCCACAGUGGAACUCGGAGUGGUUCAAAUUUGAGGUUGAUGAUGAGGACUUGCAGGAUGAACCAUUGCAGGUCACAGUGUUGGACCACGACACAUACAGUGCUAAUGAUGCCAUAGGGAAAGUGUACAUCGACAUUGACCCACUGCUGUGCAAUGAGGCUGCCUCUGUCAUCUCUGGCUGGUUUCCCAUCUAUGAUACCAUCCACGGUAUCCGAGGGGAGAUCAAUGUCCUUGUCAAAGUGGAGCUUUUUAAUGAUUUGAACCGCUUCAGACAGUCCUCCUGCGGGGUCAAGUUCUUCUGCACCACAUCCAUUCCACGAUGCUACCGAGCAGCGAUGGUGCACGGGUUUGUGGAGGAACUUGUGGUGAAUGAAGAUCCAGAAUACCAGUGGAUCGACCGUAUUAGAACUCCUCGCGCCUCGAAUGAGGCCCGUCAGAGACUCAUCUCUCUUAUGUCUGGAGAGCUGCAGAGGAAAAUAGGCCUUAAGGUACUGGAGAUGGGUGGGAAUGCAGUGGUGGGCUACCUGCAGUGUUUUGAUCUGGAGGGAGAGUCUGGCCUAGUGGUCCGGGCCAUAGGUACUGCCUGCACACUGGACAAACUCAGCUCUGGAAGCGCCCCCAAUACCACCACACAUGUGCACCCUAACACAGCCCCUGCUUCCAAUGCCUGCAAUUCCCCUUCAAAGGAUGGAAAGGAGCCGGUAUUUGGUGAGGACCUGCUCUCGUCCUCCGGCCCGCCAACCCCUUUCAGAGCCCUCCCCACCUCCUCCUCCUCUCCUCCCCCCUUCUCUCCCUCCAAGCCAUGCAGCCGCCAGUCCUCAUCAUCAGACACAGACCUCAGUUUGACGCCCAAGACGGGAAUGGGCAGCGGGGGCAGCGCAGGGAAGGAGGCAGGGCCUCUGAAGACCCUGCUCCGACAGCAGACGCAGACGGCUCUCGAGCAGAGGGAGUUUCCCUUCUUCACCUUGACGUCUUUCCCACCUGGUUUUCUGGUUCAUGUCGGCGGAGUGGUCAGCGCUCGCUCUGUCAAACUGCUGGACCGUAUACACAACCCUGAUGAGCCAGAGACUCGUGAUGCCUGGUGGGAGGAGAUUCGCCAGGAGAUCAAAUCUCAUGCCAAAGCUCUUGGUUGCCAUGCUGUUGUGGGGUACAGCGAGAGCACUAGCAUAUGUGAGGAGGUGUGUAUCCUGUCAGCGUCAGGCACAGCAGCCAUCCUGAACCCUCGGUAUAUGCGUGAAGGCUGCCUCGACAUUGGAAUCACCGACCACAGGUUUGAGGAGCCGUCUCCCCCGAGCUGUGGCUUCUGUCACAUCCCGUACGAUGAGCUCAACAUGCCUUUUCCCGCCCAGCUCACCUACUGUUACCAUUGCAGACGACAAAAGGUUCCUGAUGUGCUGUUCACAACAAUCGACCUGCCACCAGAAGCAGCUGUCACAGGGAAGGGUUGUCUUAUCCAGGCCAGACUGUGUCGUCUGAAAAAGAAGGCCCAGGGUGAAGUGAAUGCGACAGCCAUCUCCAACCUGCUGCCUUUCAUGGAAUACGAGCUGCACACUCAGCUGAUGAACAAACUGAAGCUGCGGAGCAUGAACGCGCUGUUUGGCUUACACAUUCAGAUCAGUGUCGGAGAGAACAUGCUCCUGGGUCUGGCUUCUGCUACAGGAGUGUACCUGACAGCCCUGCCGGCACCAGGCGGCAUCCAGAUUGCGGGGAAGACCCCUGGUGACCUGAGCAAUGAGCACCACAUCCUGACCAUCCAGAAAAGGAUCAAUGACACCAUAGCCAAGAACAAAGAGCUCUAUCAAAUAAACCCUCCGAAAUUAUUUGCCCUGGACCCUGAGGUGUUCUGCGGCAUAAACAUGGAGCUGACAGAGGAGCUUGUGGGCUCUCCGAUUCCUGAGCCGAGGCAACGAUCCAGACUGUUCCGCUCCCACUCGGAAAGCUCAGACGAAGUGUCAGAACUGGACCUCUCCCAUGGCAAGAAGGAUGCCUUCGUGCUGGAGAUUGAUGACACUGAUGCUGUGGAGGACAUCCACUCCCUCCUCACUGAUGCCUCUCCCCCUACAGGUUUCUACAGCUGCAACACUGAGAUCAUGCCUGGGAUUUACAACUGGACGUCAGGAGUUCAGAUGUUUACAUCUGUGAGGGUCUUUAGGUUGAGUAAUGCCAAUCUUACUAACCAAGCCUUGAACAAGAUCUUCACUGAUUUGUGUGAGAAUCUGCUGAAGAGUUUUUACUUCAAGCUGCGCUCUAUGAUCCCCUGCUGUCUUUGUCACCUCAACUUCGCCGUGGCGGUGCCAGAAGAAGAACUCAUACAGGUUGCGGUGACGGCGGUUGCCAUGACGUUUGACAAAGACCAGACUCAGGAGAAGCCAGCAGACAAGCCCAUCACCAAAGGAUGCAGCGAGACUGAAGAGCAGCUGCAGUUUCCGUUGGAGCUGUGCACAGACUCGUCAUCCGCCAACUCUCAGCCAUCAUCCAAAUUCUCAGGUGUCCCAGAGACUACCAACGUCUCAUCUAGAGCUGCCUCCGUUGAUUACGGUUCCUUUGCAGACAGAUGCAGCACCUGGCUAGAGCUGCUUAGGCUGAAAGCUCACACCAUAAGACGAGGAUCAGUUAAGACAAGUAGGAGGACACAAUCUCUAGCACACUCUGUCUCAUCUUUGGAGCGCUCCAGUCCGCUGCCUGAGGGACGUUCCCGCUCGCUGCGCUCCAACCGCUCUUUCGGGGGUAGCUCAGUCACCGUGGUGAAGAUGACGCCGCUCUCUUUCCUCCCUGGGACACGCAUCAUUAAAUAUCUUGGGAUAAUCAACAUGUUUUUUAUCAGAGAGACAACAUCAUUGCGGGAGGAAGGCGGAGUCAGUGGCUUCCUCCAUUCAUUCAUAGCUGAGGUGUUUUCGAUGGUUCGAGCCCAUGUAGCAGCCCUGGGUGGCAAUGCAGUAGUGUCCUACAGCAUGAAAGAGUGUGUUUUUAUGGAAAACCCAAACAAGAACCAGGCUCAGUGUCUUAUUAACGUGAGUGGCGAUGCCGUCAUCUGUGUCAGGGAAACGGACCAGGAACCUGUUCCCCCAAAUAUCGGACAGACCUGCACUAGUGGAACAGAUAGAUCUACAUGACAGUGAAACACAGAGUCUCACAGAGACACACAACUGAGUGAACACUGUCUCUGAGUCUAGCCGUCCAAAUAUGAGUUUUAUGUCUGCCUUAAAAGUCUAUAAAAGAUCCAAAGGUCUGGACACAGGUAAUGAAGCGCAAGUACUCACACUCAAGAACAUGCAGUUUGUAUUAAUAUAUGUAGGAGUGCAGGAUGUUUCUCUGUGUUCCUCUGUUUGUUUAAAGAGGGCAUUUGUGCAGGAGACACUAAUGUAGCUCUUUGGGAAUAAGGCCACCUGAGAGUGUUUCAAGACUUAAAACAACAGCCAAAGGACCCCUCUGCAUCUAACUUUUGACUUUGUAUUACAGCCGUCCAUAUUGGGGUCACUCAAAGAUACAGUAUGUUGGCCAUCCUGUUGUGCGUGGGCACAAGUGACGCUUGAGGCAGCUAUGACUAAUUUGUCCACCUACAGCUCCCAGGAGGAGUCAUUAAAUGGCCGUGCCAAAAGGGACACAGUUGUAUACCAUAGAAUAAUUUCAGCACACUCAGAUUCUCACUCAUUGUUGGGCUAUUUUCCAUCCGUUCAUUUCAGAGUAGCCAUUUUACAACUGUCAGGCAAGGCAAGUGUUUAAAUUUCAAUAAGGCUGGUGGUCUUCCUCACAAUAGAAAGUUCUCGCUAGAAUGGAAAUUUUGAAGCUAGAACCCAAACAACACAGACAAACCUGUGAUGCCAUUUUGUUAUGAUAAUCUUACACCAAUCUUAGUUAAUUGGUGUCCAGUUUUAAUGUCUGACUUAGAUUUUGUAUUGAUUUUGUUUAUGGUUAAUCUCCCUAAUUACUGUCACAGUAUUUCUCACUGGCAGUAUCCUAAAGAUAAUCAGAUUUCUUCAGAAAGUGUCAUGAUGUCACAGAUUCCAGUCUUUUUAUUUUAUUUUACAUGCAUUAGUUAAAAACUGGCCAGGGUUACUGGCAUAUGAACAUAUUUUUAUAGGGCAGUAAUUUUCCUUUUAGAACAAUAUUACUGUCACUAUUAGGAUUUGUAUCGCUUCACCUUAAAAUGGCAUAAUGGUUGUCUUUUAUUACCUUACAUCUGGAGAGAGUGGGCAAAUGGUGAUAGGUAUAAUACUGGAUGGGUAUAAAUGAAACAGACAUGCAGUCUUUGUCAUAUAAUGUGGCCCUUUGGGGGCUCUUCUAUUUCUUGGAAUCAGACCUUUAGCUGUCUGUUUUGAAGCAACUCUUGCUUCACUCGCAGCUCUGGAUCAGUUGUUUCAGUUCUUGCUGUCAAAUUUCACAUAACUUUUUGUCAAGCUUCAUCUCUGUUGCUUUGGCACUCAUGCUCUGAAUAAUAGUCCUGCUACUGAUCUGUCCAUCCUCCACGUUCCUGUUCAAUGCUGGAAAAAGCAUCUUCUGGUGUAGGUGCCACCUGAAAAUAAACUGUGUAAAUGUGUUCUAAAAUCAGAUUUUAGUAUUUUUGUAACACAAUGUUUAUGAAACCUACUGCUCAUGUUGCCUGUGCAAUCAAGUCCUGAUGUUUUGACUCAGUGUGUCAGAGAAUUAGUGGUACUCUAAUCUGUUUGUGUUAUCAGUUUCCUGUAUUUGUGUCUAAAACUUGAAUGUACAUACUUAGAUGCUUUCGCUUUCUGACUAGCAGCAUGCAGACACACUUUUUAUUGCCAUGAAUGUGUAUGCUUGCCUGGUAAGUCUUGCACAAUAAACUCAAAACUA
This is a messenger RNA of Chelmon rostratus (copperband butterflyfish), 5288 nucleotides long. RefSeq names its product C2 calcium dependent domain containing 5 (gene c2cd5). Gene Ontology annotation, molecular function: calcium-dependent phospholipid binding; calcium ion binding. The transcript has 29 exons. NCBI's taxonomy places the organism in Eukaryota, Metazoa, Chordata, Actinopteri, Chaetodontiformes, Chaetodontidae. Gene Ontology annotation, biological process: positive regulation of protein targeting to membrane; protein localization to plasma membrane; positive regulation of D-glucose transmembrane transport. The record is from RefSeq and is a predicted model, not a curated record. Gene Ontology annotation, cellular component: plasma membrane. The coding region runs from base 332 to 3586 and encodes 1084 amino acids.